Calidris pugnax (ruff) is the source of this 6586-nucleotide messenger RNA. It is a transcript of the gene DSC1, whose product is annotated as desmocollin 1. Gene Ontology annotation, molecular function: calcium ion binding. The coding region runs from base 1 to 3657 and encodes 1218 amino acids. The record is from RefSeq and is a predicted model, not a curated record. The transcript is spliced from 23 exons. Gene Ontology annotation, cellular component: desmosome; plasma membrane. Lineage: Eukaryota; Metazoa; Chordata; Aves; Charadriiformes; Scolopacidae. Gene Ontology annotation, biological process: homophilic cell-cell adhesion.
AUGCCCUUUGAAGUUGUGAAGCGAUAUGUACUGAGUUUGUGCUGUGAAGCUUGCAAGAAAGUAAUUUUUCAUGUUCCUUCUGAACUAGAGGCCGACACGUUAGUUGGCAGAGUUGAUUUGAAAGAAUGCCUUCCGUCUGCAGACUUUAUCAGUUCCAGUGAUGGGAACUUUAAAAUUCUAGAGGAUGGUUCUGUGUAUACAACAUCUCCCCUUUCUUUGUCUGCUGAGAAAAAGACUUUUAAUGUAUUACUUAAAGACACUCAAGAGCAUGUACAAAAGAAAAUACAUGUUAGCUUGGUGGAAGAAGAAAAAAAGACACAGAAGACCAGGCAGGCUAGAGAUACAGUUCUCAAGAGAACCAAAAGAAGGUGGGGCCCUAUUCCAUCCGUCAUGAUAGAGAACUCACUGGGACCUUUCCCACUACAAAUACAGCAGGUCCAGUCAGACACAGCUCAGAACUACACCAUUUAUUAUUCUGCAAGUGGACCGGGAAUUGAUCAAGAUCCAAAGGGUUUGUUUUACAUAGAAAGAGAAACUGGAAAUAUCUUUGCUACUCGUGCAGUAGACCGUGAACAAUAUCCAAGCUUUCAGAUCAUUUGCUUUGCAACCACUCCAGAUGGUUAUUCACCAGAGGUACCACUUGUGCAUACAAUCAGGAUAGAGGAUGAUAAUGAUAACGCUCCGUAUUUUACACAGGACCUUUUUGAGUUUUCUGUCCUUGAAAAUUCCAAACCUGGUGUGGUUGUUGGAAGAGUGACUGCAGAGGACAGAGAUGAGCCUGAGACUCUGCAUACUUGGUUGAAGUACCGCAUUGUGUCACAAACUCCACCAGUAACCCCAGCAUUUUCUUUACACGGUGACACGGGUGUCAUUGCUGUAUUGUUGCCACAGCUGGACAGAGAGCUGGUAUCCACUUACACUUUGUUAGUUGAAGUGAGAGAUAUGGCCGGUCAGCCUUUUGGUUUGUGCACUACGGGAACAGUUGUCAUCAGAAUUGAAGACACAAAUGACAACGCACCAUCCUUUAAACAGACACACGUACUGAGUUUGUGCUGUGAAGCUUGCAAGAAAGUAAUUUUUCAUGUUCCUUCUGAACUAGAGGCCGACACGUUAGUUGGCAGAGUUGAUUUGAAAGAAUGCCUUCCGUCUGCAGACUUUAUCAGUUCCAGUGAUGGGAACUUUAAAAUUCUAGAGGAUGGUUCUGUGUAUACAACAUCUCCCCUUUCUUUGUCUGCUGAGAAAAAGACUUUUAAUGUAUUACUUAAAGACACUCAAGAGCAUGUACAAAAGAAAAUACAUGUUAGCUUGGUGGAAGAAGAAAAAAAGACACAGAAGACCAGGCAGGCUAGAGAUACAGUUCUCAAGAGAACCAAAAGAAGGUGGGGCCCUAUUCCAUCCGUCAUGAUAGAGAACUCACUGGGACCUUUCCCACUACAAAUACAGCAGGUCCAGUCAGACACAGCUCAGAACUACACCAUUUAUUAUUCUGCAAGUGGACCGGGAAUUGAUCAAGAUCCAAAGGGUUUGUUUUACAUAGAAAGAGAAACUGGAAAUAUCUUUGCUACUCGUGCAGUAGACCGUGAACAAUAUCCAAGCUUUCAGAUCAUUUGCUUUGCAACCACUCCAGAUGGUUAUUCACCAGAGGUACCACUUGUGCAUACAAUCAGGAUAGAGGAUGAUAAUGAUAACGCUCCGUAUUUUACACAGGACCUUUUUGAGUUUUCUGUCCUUGAAAAUUCCAAACCUGGUGUGGUUGUUGGAAGAGUGACUGCAGAGGACAGAGAUGAGCCUGAGACUCUGCAUACUUGGUUGAAGUACCGCAUUGUGUCACAAACUCCACCAGUAACCCCAGCAUUUUCUUUACACGGUGACACGGGUGUCAUUGCUGUAUUGUUGCCACAGCUGGACAGAGAGCUGGUAUCCACUUACACUUUGUUAGUUGAAGUGAGAGAUAUGGCCGGUCAGCCUUUUGGUUUGUGCACUACGGGAACAGUUGUCAUCAGAAUUGAAGACACAAAUGACAACGCACCAUCCUUUAAACAGACACACUAUGAAACACGAGUGGAGGAAAACAGAGUGAAUGUAGAAAUACUGAGAGUCUCUGUUGUUGAUCUUGAUGAACCUGGUUCACCUGGCUCAGGAGCAGUGUAUGAAAUUAUACGAGGAAACGAUGAUCGGUCCUUUGAAAUUACAACAGAUAAAAACACAAAUGAAGGAAUAUUGUGUGUUGUCAAGGGACUGGACUACGAGGCCGCCAAGCAAAGGAUCCUUGUGAUUGCAGUCAACAACGAGGCACCCUACAUGCUGGCGCCACAUUCCCAACAACUUUCCCAGAGCACCAGCUCUGUUACAGUACACGUCCUGGAUAUGGAUGAGGGGCCGGUGUUUAAACCCUGUCACUUACGCAUCGACGUUAAAGAAUGCGAGGAUAUUGGGACGAGUAUCGGGAGAUACGUUGCAGAAGAUCCAGAAACUGGAAAUAGUGAAGGCAUAUGCUACCGGAUACCACCUGGCCAGUGUAAUUGGAUCAGCAUAGAUGAAAAAUCAGGUGAAGUCAGAACUAUUAAAGUUUUGGACCGAGAUGUAGGAGAAAUGAGACGAGGUCAAUGCAAUAUCACAGUCCUCGCAAUAGACAGAAAUGGCAAAACCGGCACUGGAACGAUUCAGGUUGUCAUCCAGCCUGGGAACAAGAAUUUCCCACGAAUCGCUAAAACUGACUAUAUAAUGUGCAGAGACAGAAAACCGAUUUGCCUGACUGCACAGGAUGAUGAUGAGUCUCCUUACAGCAUACCCUUCGCUUUUCACAUAAAUGACCGUAGCUUGGCUUCCUCUUGGAAGAUAACUCGACACAACGAUAAUUCUGUGUAUCUUUCACCGAAGGGUGAUAUUCCAUUUGGAAUAUACAGGAUUCCUGUAAGUGUGACUGAUAAUGGAGGAAAGGUAGGAGAGCACUACAUAAGAGUUAACUACUGUGAUUGCGUUACUCCAAGUGAAUGCAAUGGUGGACCCCGUGUCUUUGCUGGUGGAAAUGUUACUCUUGGCCUAUGGGCCAUCCUUGCAAUGAUCUUAGGAUCGCUGUUAUUGCUGCUAAUCCUGAUCACAAUUUGUGGCUGCUGUGGCUCUGGAGUAAUGCACAGGCAAGUCACUGAUGAUUGUGCCAAUCACAACUUAAUAAUUUCAAACACAGAAGCUCCCGGAGAAGAAGUGAUGGAUCACAAUAUAAUUCCUCUACAAAACACAUGUGAUCAAGGAGGAUACGGAAUUAAAACAGGAGAUCAGCAAACAUUUGAAAUGGUAAAAGGAAGAGGGCAUACCUUGGAAUCAGUCAAGGGAGGUGGACAUCAGACUCUGGGAUCAGUGAAAGAAGGAGGAGGAGGAGGAGGAGGACAGCCUAUGAUGGAUACUUGUAGAUAUUCCUACUCAGAGUGGCAUAAUUUCACACAUCCUCGUUUAGGUGAAAAGGUGCACCUAUGCAGACAGGAUGAAGAACAGAAGCAUUCUGAAGAUUAUCUCCUUUCAUAUAACUAUGAAGGAAAAGGAUCCUUGGCUGGCUCUGUAGGCUGCUGCAGUGAUCAGCAUGAAGAAGAGGCACUUGACUUCUUAGAUCAGCUGGAACCCAAGUUUAGGACACUAGCAGAAACAUGCAUAAAAAGAUAAAUGUGCCUUUCACAGUGCUGAAAAAAACUGUAAAUAAGUGGCUGUCAUACUUUCGUGAUAUUAGGCAUCUUGGAAUUGAAAGGGGGAGAGGUUUAUUAAAAUUAAUAUAGACUGGUGAGAGUGUAACUAACUCUUACUUUAAAUUUACAACAUUUUUUUUAUCUCUGCUAGACACAUUCCAUCAAAAACAAGGGAUUAAAAAUAUUUUUCUUUAGACUAUGUUAAUAUAGUAGUGAUAGUUUCUACUUAGACUACAUUUCCUAUUCUUUAUGAUUACUUAAAACGUAAAACUUGGUGUUGUCUUUUUAAUUAAUUAUUCAGCUUCAAAAUUUUACUGCAUUUGGCUUUGGAGAAGGAAAGCUUUUUAACUCACUGUUCCUUUGUUUUCUGUUAAUUCUGUAGAAAUAAACCAAAAAACAUUACUGGUGGAUAUGAAAUAACUUUGCUAAUCUUUAACUUAUACAAACUGAGAUACAAAACACUUUUUCCUUUUUCACAUUAAAAAUGCUAUGAAUAAAUUAGAAAAUUUUAUAUUUUGAUUGAAAUUUAAAUAUAUAUAUUGUAUAUAUGUAAAAUAAUAUUAAAAAUAUAUUUUUCUCCUAAUGGGUUACUACCCAUCAAACUUGCUAUCCUAAGGGAUUUAUGGCAUCACCACAUAGGGUAUAAGCAUUGUAUGCGAGCAUGUAUUUUUCUUUUAAGGAAAGAAAAGAUUUAAAAAAAAAAAAUCAGGAACAUAGGGGUAACUAUCAUACUUCAAAUGAAUGCAAGACAAAUCUCAUGUUUACUUGACAUAAGUUUGUACCUCAGUUUCUUGUGAGUUUUAACAUAAUAUCAUUGUAGAAAUUAUGAACGUUGCCAAGAGUUUUGUCCAGUGUAAACUACCACUACUUUUUUUUUUUUUUAACUUGCCUUAUUAUGGACUUCAUUAAACUGUUUCUUUCUGUAAGUAGAACUUGACAGAAGGUACAGCUCAAAUAGAUUGGACAUACACUGCAUUAAUAAUGUAUUUUAAAGAAAGCUUUAUUUGAGAUGCAAAAUUAUAUUGGGAUAAAUUGUCUGUUUUGAGUGUAUUAUGUAGUGGUUGUAGAGGUAAGCGUUUACACAGAUCUCUGGCAGAAAUCAUCUGAAUCCCAUUUGUUAUUUUACUAGAUUAAGCAUACAUAUACACUAUAUAUAUAUACAAAAGUCUGAAAUACCUUUGGCAGAUGACAGUAGUGAGAGCUGAAUGCUGUCAUAAGCUAUUUCUGGAAUUCAACCUCUGCUUCCCAGGUUUUCUGUGUUUUAAUAUUUGCACUCCUGGUUAAGUAAUCUGUCUUCUGCACUCUGGGAAUUCUUUUGUGCCUUGAAAGAAUGUCUUCCUGCAUAUGAGAAAGGGAAACUUGUACAAUUGCUUAUUUUGUUGCUAUAAUUCUGCUUUUAGGAUUUGCUCUGUAAACAUAUGCCUUAAGGAGAUAUUUUUUAAAAUUUGCUAUAACUAAUGAUCUGUAAAAGGAAUUAUUAGUAACAACAAAGAUGGAUGCUGCUCUAAAUUUCAGUGCAGAGCUGCUGCUGACUUCCGGUGGUUCACUCCACCCAGAAUAUGGUCAGUGAAAAUCUGUAACAGUAUAAAAACUUAUCAAAGUUAUAAAAUAGUACUUUUAAAACCUUCCGUUUCACACUGGAAACGGGCUUCAGAAUAUUUCUGAUAAAAACUAGCUGUGGUUAAUAACUUCAUAGGCCAAUGUUAAAAUGUAUUUUAUUCUAUUGUUUGAAAGUGGGGAUGAAUUCGUCCUGAACGAGUCUCCAGCAGCAAUAUACUAGAUGGGAACCAAAGUGUUACGAACUGACUUUAUUUAAGAAAUGCAAGCUAACACUACAGUUCUGAACGCUACUCUUCUUUGUCACUAACAUACAUGAGUUUUGCUGUAAAUGGAUAGGCAGACCUGUGGCUGAUGUAAGUCAGGAUAGUUCUGCUGGUGCCAGUGGAGAUAUGCUGACUUUAUGCCAGGUGAAGAUCUGUCCCCUAAUGAUUUACUUGCUUCUUUGUGUCUUGCAUCUUUAUCUGUGGUUAUUGGCUAUACACUUUUUAAGGUAAUGUUAAUGUCUCCCCCCCCCAUCCUCUUUUAAUGUUUGGUGGUUUGUUUGUUGGGUUUUUUUUAAAUUAUAUAAAAAUUCUAUAGUUCAGAAGGACCUAGGAUAAAUAACAGAAUGCACUCUUUUGAAAAUUACUUGGGGCAUGUCAUAGAGAAACCUCUGGAAAUAGGGUUUCUUUCCUCAUGAAAUAUAUUAGUACAGUUCUAAAAGAAUAGACCAAAUUUGGAUGAGCUUUAGUUGAAUUGGUGUUGGCUAUUUUAAGUAGAUGGUUGACAACUUUCCACUCUGGAGUUAAAAUUAUAAAUUACUGAAAUCAAAAUAAUGUUUCCUGGUCUAAUUUACCUUAACAAUGUUUUAUUAUUUUUUUUUGUUUUGUUUUACAUUUCAAAAAGCACAGAUAAUUAGUUAGUUGCAUUUUUUGUCUGUUUUCAAACAAAGCCCAAAUUUGGAAUCACUUGUUUGUCUCUUAAAAAUUAAAGUUCUGAACUGAACCAGCUAUUCCUGUAAAACCAAGAGUAGAAAGGUAUUUGAGAUGCUUUAAGAAAUGAACUGUAAAACAUUAUUUUCAUUGUAUCAUCAUGUGAAUGAAAACUUUUUAUAAAGCAUUAAGGUUUACAGAUACUAAGUACCAAAUAACAUUUGUAUAAAGCUUACAAAUGGAAUAUUUCAAAAUAUAUAAUUCACUUGUUGUUACUUUCUUGAAUCCCCUUAAAAAUUGUGAAGAUUUGUUCUCUUCAACUUGGUAAUUUGCAACCUACCUAGCUAUGUCAACAUUAUCUUAACAUCAUGUUUAGGAAUAUUUUGUACAACAGUGAGUAAUAAAUUUUUUUCAAAAUAAAAGGAACUUCUACAAAAA